AUGGUAGAUAAGGCUAUGGCAGAGGAGUGGAUGGGGCGAUCGAUGCAAAGGAGCAUGGACGCAUAUAACAGAAUUAAAAUGAAUUUGACAAUUCAUGGGAAACGAGUGGAUAUUUCUCCAAAGUACAAAGAGCCGGUGGAAAGGGUUAAGCAGGUGAUAGAAGCGCUUGAUGGGAUAGAAAGAGCAAAGUCCAUUUUAUUGCUAGGAAGCGUGUCAAACCUACCGGCAAAGCGCCUGCAGGAGUACAAAGAGUACAAGAAGAUACAAAAAGAUCUUAAUGCGUACAAAAAAACUGAAAUAAUUUCAGGGCUGCUUGAAAAAAUACAGGCCCAGCUGCAGGAGACAGAGCAUUUUCUAGAUGAAGUGUGCAAAAAGAAGCUAAUACUCUCCCUACAGGGGAAAACCCAUGAAAACUGGGCAGAGUUUCUGGUUGAUAAAAAAAGGAAAAGUAAGUUAUUUGUGGUACUUGUGGAGAAGUAUGCAGAAGCACUAAUAAAGCAUAGUUUAAAGGAUGGAACGGAGGCAAUAUGCAAUAUGUCAAGUGAGAUAGAAAUUCUUGCAAAGCGCGGGUUUGUAGAUGAGCAGGUGUCUUCAGUGCUUGCAGAAGUAAAUCAAUUUAUUGGUAUGCGGCUAGUUCACCAAGUUGGAAAACAGUGCUACAUCUUUGUUAAAAGUAUUAGCUCCCCAAUAAAAAAGCUAAAAGAUUUCCUUGAAUUUUUAGAAAGCUUUUUGUCUGCAGAGAUUGGCUCUGUUAUGAAAAAGCAUAAAAUACACCAAAAGGUACAAACACAGCUAGCGCAGACGUAUACUACACUGUAUAAAGAGGCAGAAGAGCAGUUUAUUACAGGGAAAAUAAACCAAAAGAGGCUGUUAGACAGGGACAUGUUUUAUUUGAUCAGAUCUCUUCAUGAUGCAAAGAAGUUCUGCGACUUUCUAGAUGUAAAGAUAAACAUACAGAAGAAAUUAGAAGAGUUUUAUAAAAUAUCAGAAAAAAAGUGCACACAGGCAGCAUCGAAGUGGGAGGGGUUAAUUUUUUCUUUAAAUUCAAUUUCACUGAUUAAUGCACUAAAGAACAAAAAAAUUCCAGAAAAUGACGUAGUGCAUGAGCUAGCACAGGAGAUGAGAAGAAAAGUAACAAAAUCAGUUGAAAAUCCAGAGGUUAAAAAUAAGAUAGGAGAGCUAUUACGGCACAUUGAAAAAACAUCAAUGAAGGCUCGGCACUACAGCAUGCCAGAAGAGCACAGGGUGUAUAUUAUAUCAGAAUACAAAAAAAUAGUGCGAGAAAUAGGAAAUAGAUUUGGAGGGCUGGAUGAUGUAAGCGACUCACAUUUAUCAUCAAUUAUUGAGGGAUUUUUUAAUGGUCCGGUAAGAAAAAUAACAGAAUAAGUUUUAGCUAGAUAUAAGUAAAUAAUAAUGACAGAAUAUACUAUUCUAGAAAUAACCCGAAGACAACUAUAAUUCACUGUUCUACCUUUUUACAACCAGU
Molecule: messenger RNA, 1486 nt
Organism: Nematocida parisii ERTm1
Lineage: Eukaryota; Fungi; Microsporidia
Exons: 1
Coding region: 1-1386 (461 amino acids)
Source: RefSeq, a predicted model, not a curated record